Glarea lozoyensis ATCC 20868 is the source of this 1509-nucleotide messenger RNA. RefSeq lists its product as uncharacterized. The transcript is spliced from 5 exons. The record is from RefSeq and is a predicted model, not a curated record. NCBI's taxonomy places the organism in Eukaryota, Fungi, Ascomycota, Leotiomycetes, Helotiales, Helotiaceae. The coding region runs from base 1 to 1509 and encodes 502 amino acids.
AUGGACUCUUACGAUUCUAAUUUGAGUUUCGGCUCCUUCGACUUUCAAUCCGAUGAUUUCGUUAAUAGUUGGCCGUACGAGUUCUCCGACAACACGACCCCGGUGACUAGCUCAACAGAUCCUAGCACACCAGCAUCUCCAGCUGCGAUUGAACAGUAUGGAUCGACUGAAUUUGGUUCAAAUCAUGCUUGCAAGCGACGGCUUCCCUCUUCAAGCCCCGAGUCUGGCGCACUAGCACGUCCUCGCAAAACUCGGAGGCUCAAAUCACCCAAGGAAACGGCCCAAGUGCGAGUGAAGGGCGCUUGUUAUGGAUGCAAAUUGAAUAGGAAGACGUGUCAAGAUGGGGAUGAUCCCGAAGGCUCUUGUCGGAGUUGUCUAUCACUCUCUCUUUCGAACAAGAUGAAAGUUAUACCUGGUCUCCUUCGACCUCUUUGCUGGCGGCCAAACAUUGGAAGCACUGAGAUGUUCCGGCGAGGGCCUACAAUUGAUUUUGCAGCUUCACAUCGCGGAAACCUUGCGGAUGCAACUACUGGAAAGCAAGCUUCUUGGAAGACGUUUGCUACGCGUCCGAGUAGUAAGCAGUCGUCGAAGGUAGUUGAACUGUCUCAAGGAUGGACAUCUAGGGCGUUGGCAAUACAACUUGACCGAUAUGCGCCAAAGCCGACAGACAAGCAGUAUUAUUCCUGGUAUGACGGUGACAUGGAAUAUCAUUUCGACACGCCUGCUUAUGGCAUCUCAAACUUGGAUGCAACAAGCUCCGCAAUCCAAAGCUUCUUGACACAGAAUGCGGAAGAAUACAUUACCAAACAUUUAAUUGGAGCUUGUGAGACGACUCGGCAAACGUUUGCCAUAGCUCAAGAAUACAAGCAAUAUUUUCCUUUGGUAACCAGAGCGCUGAAGCUCUGGGUAGGCUGCCGAUUCAUCGAAGAGCCUUGGAGCAUUAUCGGCACCGAGACGCUGGAUAUAUCUCUAGAUGAUAAUCCCAACUGUCCAUACCAUGACAGGAUUCCGGUACCUCCAAUCGUCGACCUCCAGAUUGACGUCAUAACGAUCAACGAUUUGUUGCAGCCUGAGAUGAAGAAGAUCUUGAAGACAGUCAAAGAGAUGUUGGAAUCUCGGAAUCCUUGGAAAAACUGGUUCGAGAUAUAUCUUGCAUACUUCAUUCUGUUACAUAAUGUUGAGUUGACCAUGGCGCACGAUGCAUGGUUCGUGAAACGUAAUAACCUUAAGACCAAAUAUUCCAACAAGAAUCUCGUCGAUACAAUCAUGCAAGGCGCCACGACACUCUUGACAUGUUUUCAUUACGCGCACCAAGGAUAUGCGCCAUUUUCGGAUCCGAAGAUGGAGGAAUCGCAGUCUUGGAAUUCACGGCAGAAGGGUUAUCUGGCAGAUAUGAGAAGUUUGCUUGCGACUACUCAUGGAGACUAUACCAAAGAUCCGUCGAGAGAGUUGUUUUGGACGUCUCAGUUGCAUAGACCUAAUUGGAGACCUCUGGUUCUUUCGUCAUGA